AGCCUGAGCCCGCCGGAGCCUGCGCCGCGCCCGCCCGCCGCUGCGCCUUUCACCGCGGAGCCCCGGCCCGGUCCUCCCGCCCGCUCCUGCGCAGCGCGAGCCUCUUCCCGCCCCCCAGCUCCCGUCCCGCGCGGUGCAGCCCCGGCUGGAGCGGCGAUGCGCCUUAUUCAGAACAUGUGUACCAUCGCUGAGUACCCCACUCCGGGCAGCGCCGCCGCCGCCGAUUGCUGCUUGGGGGCGGCGGGCCGCCGUCUGGUCAAGAUCGCCGUGGUUGGGGCCAGCGGCGUGGGCAAGACCGCUCUGGUGGUCCGGUUCCUUACCAAACGAUUCAUUGGUGACUACGAACGAAAUGCAGGUAAUCUUUAUACCAGACAAGUCCAAAUAGAAGGUGAAACCCUGGCUAUUCAGGUUCAAGACACUCCAGGUGUUCAGGUCCACGAGAACGGCUUGAGCUGCAACGAGCAGCUGAAUAGGUGCAUUCGCUGGGCUGACGCCGUGGUGAUCGUUUUCUCCAUCACUGACCACAAGAGCUAUGAACUCAUCGGCCAGCUCCACCAGCACAUCCAGCAGCUACACCUGGGCACCCGGCUGCCUGUGGUGGUCGUGGCCAACAAGGCUGACCUGUUGCACAUCAAGCAGGUGGACCCUCAGCUCGGACUGCAGCUGGCCAGCAUGCUGGGCUGCUCCUUCUAUGAAGUGUCGGUCAGUGAAAAUUACAACGACGUCUACAACGCUUUCCACGUCCUGUGCAAAGAAGUGAGUCACAAACAGCAGCCCAGCAGCACGCCAGAGAAGCGAAGAACCUCCCUCAUCCCCAGGCCCAAGUCGCCCAACAUGCAGGACCUGAAGAGGAGGUUCAAGCAAGCGCUCUCGGCCAAAGUGAGGACUGUCACCUCCGUGUGAAGCAGGGGUGCUCAAGGGGGUUGGCCUUCCUGGAAAGAGGGCCUGAGGUUCUUCCGGGGCGGGAAUGUUGAAUGCUGCCAGUGAUUCAUGGUUCCAGAAGGGGCUGGAGCAGAGGGGCCAGGAGGGCCUACGGGACUGCUGCAGAAAAGGAAGCGUUGUUCUGAGCAGGGGGACAGAAUUGAUGAGGCUUGAAGGAGCCCACCGAGCCACACUCUGCAUAUGUGAAAUAGACUCUUUUUCUCUGCAGUGGGGAGCGGGCAUGAUCGCGGUGGAUUUGGUUCUUAAGUACCUUGUAAAUGAUGGUCGGUUGUAGUUUUGCCAAAUAUAUUGAUGUGAUUUACAAUGGGAAUGAAAGAACAGAUUCAGCUCUCACAGGCUUUCCUUUUUUUUUUUUUUUCACUUCUUUCUUUUUUUAUCCCCCCAAGAGGAAGAAUUGCUUUUCUCUUACAAGUAUGAUUUGCAUCUCUGGAACACUAUUCCUUACAGAAUGCCUUCCUAACCUGAAGGAUACCCAGUUUUUUUUUUAAAGAACAAAGAGGAAAAUACUAGCCCUCCCCCCACCCCCCCAAAAAAAGGUGGAGUUCAUGGGCUGAGUGCUGUGUCGAUGGAGCUCUGCAAGGGUCCCUGGCCUCGGGAGGGUGCCCCUACCUCCUGACGCAGGAUGAGUCGGCUUCAUUGGGCCUGUGUUGGGUGGUUGAGAACUCAACUCUUCGGCCCCAGACUUUGAGUAAUUGCGAGACUGUAUAAUUUUUUUUAAACUCUUGCAUCAGGUACAGAAAAAAAAGUGUCCAAUGAUUUUGGUGUGAUUUUUGUAAACGGCUCACACAAUGACGUCGGGUUGCGUCCUAGGCCCGGCCGAGUGGUGGCUGUGAGUGGCUAAAACGAGAGAACACUCUCUUGCAGCAAGUGAACAGAUGCAGGGGCCGCCGCCAAUUCCCCUACAUGGAUGCACUUUAAAAGCCACUCGUGCUUUGACUUAAACUGUAAUUAAUUUAUUUUAUGUACAAUAAAUCUCAUUUUAAAAGAGCA
Messenger RNA from Equus quagga, 1932 nucleotides. Its product is annotated as ras-like protein family member 11B. The record is from RefSeq and is a predicted model, not a curated record. The transcript has 4 exons. NCBI's taxonomy places the organism in Eukaryota, Metazoa, Chordata, Mammalia, Perissodactyla, Equidae. Gene Ontology annotation, molecular function: GTPase activity; GTP binding. Bases 157 to 903 code for a protein of 248 amino acids.